AUGGCGACGCCGAUUUCCCUGGCGCGUGGCGUGCUGACCCCUCGGCGCAGGGCGUCCUGCUCGCAAGGGAGCGAGGGCGGCGUCCUCGCGCCGCGAGCGGCAAGAGGGGCUCGGAGCCCGACCCCGCGGAGCCCGGAGGAGCUCAAGAGCGCUUCAUCUCGCACCCUGUCUCCGGAGGAGGAUGUGCCAGUCACCUCUACGGAAUCACCCGCCGAGAUCCUCUCCAAGUUUAGGUUGUACGACCUUGGCUCGCAGGAGCUUGUCGAUCUUCGCUUGCAAGAUCUUGAACACCGGGUGCAGGCUCUGGAGAGGGCGUACGAGGUAUCGAAAGAGAGCAAUGGGGCAAAGUUGCAGGAACCGUUUCAGAGAAAGGGCCUGCAUAGCGAGGAGUCCGGGAACGAGGAGAAGCUGUGGGAUGAGCUGACCGCGAAGCUGCAUGCAGAGGCGAGCAGGCAGGCCAGUGUGCUGGCCUGCAAGACCGAGCAGCAGCUGGCCAUGGUUGACAGACAGCUGGCGGAGCUGUUGGGGAAGGCACAGGCUCUCAUCCAGCAGAGCGCGGCGCAAGAAGAGGAGAGGCUUUCCGUGCAGAGUGGGCACAUGCUGCAAGAGAUCAGGGCCCAGCUGGGCUGGGUGGAGCCAUCGGAGGUGCACGCACCACAGGAUUGGGCCGACGGAGGUGCUCGAGAUCGACCAGGCAGAGGUCGCCAGCACAGCGCCAGGUAUGUGGCAGCUCACGAGGUUGCUCCCGCUGAGUCGAUAGUCAGGCUGCCCGUGGAGCCAGUUGCGCGAGGUGUCACGGGUGACACAUCGCCGAUGGCAACUUCAACAAGUGUGGCAGAGUUGCUGGCAAAGCUCCAGCAGAGCGCUGCCCAAAGCUAA
Molecule: messenger RNA, 879 nt
Organism: Effrenium voratum
Lineage: Eukaryota; Dinophyceae; Suessiales; Symbiodiniaceae
Source: the annotation of a GenBank genome assembly